Messenger RNA from Ananas comosus (pineapple), 3131 nucleotides. Its product is annotated as phosphatidylinositol-3-phosphatase myotubularin-1. The coding region runs from base 135 to 2621 and encodes 828 amino acids. The record is from RefSeq and is a predicted model, not a curated record. Gene Ontology annotation, biological process: dephosphorylation. The transcript has 19 exons. Lineage: Eukaryota; Viridiplantae; Streptophyta; Magnoliopsida; Poales; Bromeliaceae. Gene Ontology annotation, molecular function: phosphatase activity.
CACGCCACCUCUAUCUAAAGCGAACCCCGAAAUGAACCCAAAAGCCAAGAUCCAAAAGCCGUAACGGAUCCCUAACGCCGUUAACUCCGCCGCCGCCGCCGCCGCCGCCGCCGACGUAGAGCUCGCCGGAGACGAUGGACGGCGCCGCUAGCUGGGAUGCCCUAGAAUGGACCAAGAUCGACCCGGUGUCGAGGGGGCACGGGAUGGAGGGGUUCCUGUUGGAGGCGGAGGAGGUCAUCGUCCAGGGUCACGGUGUGGUUCUACUAAAUACAAAGGAAGCAGGCACCCUGUCAGUAACAAAUUUUCGUCUUCUUUUUGUGAAUCAGUUAACGCAGGGUAUAAUUGAACUUGGUACCAUACCAUUGGCAACGAUUGAGAAGUUCACUGAUGAUGUGAAGCUUCCUUCUGCCCCUCGGCAAUCUGAUAAGAUUCAACCGCGCGAGCUUCUUCAAGUUAUUGGUAAAGAUAUGAGAAUUAUACUGUUUGAUUUUCGGCCUAGAACUAUGCAGAAACAUGCAGUUGUCGACGCUUUGCGGAAAUACACAAAACCCACACAAUUGUGGGAUUUAUAUACAUUUUCUUGUGGUCCUUCCAAGUUUAGUAAUGCCAACCCCCAGUUGCGAUUGCUGAAAGAAUAUUAUCGACUUCUCGGGAAAAAUUUCUUGCAUGCAAGUAGCAGAAGGCAAGCUGAAUCAUUGUCAGUAUCUAACAAAUGUUGGAGAAUUACCACAAUAAACUCUAACUAUACAUUAUGUCCAACUUAUCCUUCUGCUUUGCUGGUACCAAAGAGUAUCAGCGAUGAAGAAGUACAACAGGCUUCUGCAUUUCGCGCGGGUAGAAGGUUGCCUGCAAUUUCGUGGUGUAAUCCUGGGACUGGAGCUGUUCUUGCACGUUCGUCUCAGCCACUUGUUGGUCUCAUGAUGAAUCUUAGAAAUGAUGCAGAUGAGAAACUUGUAGCUGCACUUUGUACCGAAAUGAUUGAUGGAUCUCGGAGGAAGCUCUAUAUUGUUGAUGCAAGGCCUAGAGCUAAUGCAUUAGCAAAUGGAGCAAAGGGAGGUGGCUCAGAAUCUUCAUCUAAUUAUUUCCAAUCUGAGGUUGUCUUUCUAGGGAUAGGUAACAUUCAUGUCAUGAGAGAAAGCCUCUCUCGCCUCAGGGAGUAUGUUGACACAAAUGGCACAACUUCAUCAGAUGGAAUGUCAUCAUUCUUGAGAAAUGGUGGGUGGACUUUGGGUGGAGGAAACCUUAGUAGCAUGUCUGCUUCUGUUUCCACACUAGGAGUCAGCGGCUGGUUGAUCCAUGUACAGAGUGUGCUGACAGGAGCUGCAUGGAUUGCUGCGCGGGUUGCUCUAGAAUCAGCCUCAGUUCUAGUCCAUUGCAGUGACGGAUGGGAUCGAACAACUCAACUUGUCUCGCUUGCUGGCUUAAUGCUCGAUCCUUAUUACCGGACGUUCAAGGGAUUUCAGGCUCUUGUUGAGAAAGAUUGGCUCGCAUUUGGUCAUCCUUUCUCUGAUCGAAUGGGAAUUCCAACAGUCUCUGAAAUUAGUAGCGGUCCCUCGGAAUUAUCCAGGCAAUCUUCGCUCGGGAGUCUAUCGGGUUCACCAAUGUGGAAUACUUCAGGAUCCGGAUCGUCAUCAUCUACUAGCGGUUCUACGCAUGGACAGAUGUCAAAUAACUAUUCUCCUAUAUUCUUACAGUGGGUGGAUUGUGUUGCGCAGUUGCUUCGGUUGUACCCCUGUGCAUUCGAGUUCUCUUCUACAUUUCUGGUUGAUUUUCUGGAUUGUGUAUUGUCUUGCCGCUUCGGAAACUUCCUAUGCAACAGUGAGAAGGAGAGACAACAGAUCGGUAUUUCAGAUGUUUGCGGGUGCUUAUGGAUGUACUUAGCCGAUCUGCGUGCUUCUGGGGGAAGCUCCCAUGUGCAUUUCAACAUAUUUUACGACCCAGCAAAGCAUGACGGUCCGCUAAAGCCGCCUGCUGCCACCCUGGCCCCCACAAUCUGGCCCCAGUUCCAUCUCAGGUGGUCGUGCCCUUCCGAAUCGCAAGGCGGGGAGCUCGAAUCUCAAUGGCGCGCCUUGUCCAAAAACUACUCUGAGUUGGCAAAGGCAAAGGAGAUGGCGGAAUUGAGGGCCCAGGAUCUAAAAAUAAAAAUGAGCUCAUUAAAUGCAGAACUACAAAAGGAAAAACAGGCUGGCUAUUCCGCCCUAGCCAUCGCUAAAAGAGCCUGCAGGGAGAGCCUCGCCAUUAGAAGGGCACUUCAAUCGCUCGGGUGCAAAGUCCAUGUCUCAAACAACGGUGAGAAUCCGAUCGACCAAGUGAACGCACUACUCGAUAAAAGGGAAAACCUAUCGCAUUCGUUCCGAAGAGAUUCCAUCGCUUCUCAUCAGCAGCUCGAUGAAAAGGACGAUUUCUCAAUAACGAUAUCAGCUCUUGAGGAUAGCCCGAUCUCGGAUGAUCCGAAGAUAAACCGGGUUUGCGAGUCGCUGUGCCCAUUCAGGACGCGAGAAGGUUGCAAGUGGCCGGAUGCUAACUGCGCGCAGCUCGGGAGCCAGUUUGUUGAGUUGAAGGCGGAUUUUGAUGCGUUCGAUCGGUUGUCGAUUUACGAAUGCUAUUUCGGCACGGACUAAGGAACUUUUGAGGGCUACCCUCAACUUUUCUGCAGUUUCAUGAGAAAAAAAGAGUUGGUGCAUAAAAGAAAAUGCAGCAAAACACCCCUACAUAUUUAUCGCUAUUUUCGCGUCGCCUACGGAGUAUAUAUUCGUAGGGGGAUAUCUUGCGUUGUUGCAUUGUAAAAGUCGCCGCAUAUCAUAUUCGAAUCAGUUCCGAUGCGGAUCGAAGGAAUUGGCAGUGGACAAGUAGAAGUUCGAACCCAGGGCUUAAAAUUGCUGUUUUGAGCCCGCCGAGGUAUCUGACAUGCAAUGAGAUAUCGACAAACUCCAGCAAAAAUUAGGGUUUAGGAGACAAUUUUUGAUUGUAUAUAGGAUCCAAACUUACUGUGUAUGAAGCAGGAAUGAUUGAGCGAAUAAUUUUUGUUUGUUGGAUUUUUAUGCAAAUAAAUUAACGAAUAAAAAGGUAUUGUGGGCAAUAGAUUUUUCUCCUCGUAAACUAUGAAUUUGUUUUUUAAUUUAUUUUUAAUA